GUUUUUUCCUAUGUUGCUUCUUAUUUGUUCUCUGUAUGUGUGUCUCUGUCUCUGUCUUCCUCUUUCUUGGUAGAGCAUCAAGUGCAUCCUGGGGAAAACAAUAAUUAUUGGGAUGUUUCCGCAAUCAUCUUUUCUUUAUUAUAUUAUCAUCUGUUAUGUACAUCCUAUCUUCCCUAAGACACUGACUUCACUUUCCGAGAACAUGUAAUCAUCACUUUGUUUGUGGCAUUGUUGUUAAGAAUAUAUUUAUGUUGGAUAUUUUUUUUACUAAUUGGCAAACGAUAACAAUUAUGAUUUUGUUUCUACUCCACACUCUUUCCAUGUUUUAUUAGGGACAUCAUGUAUUUGUAGCAACUGGAUGUUCACACAUAUCAACAUACGAAUACCUAUAUUACAUUGAGACUGACAUGACAAUGGCUAUGAUCAUUUUCAUAGUAUCCUUAUUCCAUAGUACUUACAAUCAUAUGUUUCCCAUCGAAAGAAAAUUGUGUUUUGAUGUGCCCAUCCCAACACAACAAUAUGAACCUACUUCUCCUUUUCCAAUUAGUAGGACAUCGAACUUGGUAUCAUUUAUUUAGAUUAAUUGACACCGAGAAAAAAUCAACCUAAUUUCUUGGCUGACUGCUACCAUAAACUGAUUCCUAGUUUGUAUAAAAAAUAACCCAGAUUUUAGCAGUUUUCCCAGCAUAACAAUCUGUCCACAUUUACACCGUUAUUUGAGUAUUUAUGACAUAUCUCAUAUUGACUAACGCUUGAUUUUUAACACCACUCAGCGAUUUUGGUUGAGUUGUUGGAAAGCUUAGUGAUAAUUAACAUACAUUUUCCACCCUAGGCAAAUCUACCAUGAAAUCUACAACAAUGUUACACCCAUCAAAAAUAGUGGAAAUGAAUCCUAUUCCAUAUUCCAUGAAUAUUAUAGGAAAAUACGACUCUUCAAAGGGAUUCAUGCACUACCUUAAUUUAAAUAUCACAUGGCCUGAGGAUGACCCCUUUAUGACAUUUCUCACGAUUCCCUCUUCUCCUCUUUCCAACAUCAUUAUAUUCAUACAUAUUCCCUAUUUACUUUUGUUGUCUUUUUGUUUGUAACAAGCUUCUAUUUAAUUAAGGAGAUGGAAGAGGACAUGUUCUGUUACAUUCAUGAAGGCGGUCAGCUAAUUAAAUGUGUUGGAGGGUUUGUAGAAUAUCAGGGAGGUCGUACUGAAUCCAUGGUUGUUAGCCGACAUAUGUCACAAAGUGAUUUUGUUUCAAAAUUGUGUGAUGCACUGCACUUCGAUCGGAAUUCUAUCAAAUUGGAAUUCACGGUGAAGUUUGACCCAUCAUGUCUACUACCUUUGCAUGAUGACGCAGCCCUACUUAAGAUGUUUCGAUUCAAUGAAAUGUUUUGUCGCGUCUAUGUCUCGUCAUCAAGUGAAGUUGUUGAAGGUUGUAUAGCACCGAAUAGUGCCCCUACUCCUAUUGUUGGUUCGAAUUCGGCACACCUACUUUCCUCCGGUGGUGAUCCGCCAAUUGAUAUCUGUAAUGACUCUCUUACAAUUGAGUCAUAUGGGUUUUCCCAAAGGUGUGCAGAAUCAAAUAUACUCGAGCGUGACUCGAGGCUUUUUGAAAAUUCCAUUAUGGGUAGUGGACAUACCUUCCCCAAUGCUUUUGAGUUCUGUGAUGUCGUUUAUUUGAUGUCAAUUGCUAGUAGAUUUCGUUAUUGCUUCAAGAGGAAUAGUCCAAAACACAUGACAGUUGUUUGCUCUGUUAAUGAAUGUCCUUGGAAAGUCACAGCUCGCGCUAUUGGGGAAUCGAACAUCGUUCAGGUUCACACUUUUCAAAACCGCCAUAAUCAUAGUUUGGAAAAUGUUGCCGCAUCCCAACCUUUAGUGAGAUCCAACCGUGCUUCUAUGCUUAUCGAUGAUGUCAUCCGGUCCACUCCCGAUUACCAACCCCGUCAAAUUUGUAAGGACUUUCAAAGGCAACAUGGCAUGCAAUUGACGUAUCUUCAAGCAUGGAAUAUCAAGGAGAAGGCAAAUGAGCGCAUUUAUGGAGAGCCCAAAUAUUAUUACAAAUUGUUGCCUUGGAUGUGUGAGAGAAUGGUUGCAACAAAUCCGGGAAGCAUUAUUGAGGUGAGACAUUCAAGUGAUGGGCACUUUGAGCAACUAUUUGUUGCUCAUUCGGUUUCUAUCCAAGGGUUUGCAUUGGGGUGUCAGCCAAUCAUUGCUAUUGACUCUGCCCAUAUGAGUGGGCCAUAUAGGGGUGCGUUAUUUUCGGCCACCACAUAUGAUGCUAAUGACUCCAUGUUCCCCUUAGCCUUUGGCGUGAUGAGCUCAGAAAAUUAUGACGAUUGGUCUUGGUUUUUGCAAAAUUUGGAGAAGGUUGUUGGAGAUAAGGAAGUCGUUAUUAUCUCGGAUAGACAUCCUGCUCUCCUUCGUAGUGUUCCUGAAGUGUUUGGGCUUGAAAACCACGCCUACUAUUACCGUCACUUGAAAGAAAAUUUCAAUGCAAGAGUUGAUUUACUCGGGCUCCUUCUCCGGUAUAGAGACCCAUGACAUGCCAAGCGUCGAUAAUGAUGGUUUGGUUCGAUUUAUGACCGGUGAAGUUUUCCUUUCUCUUGACCCCCCCCACCCCCCCCCAAUACCAAGCAGCCUCCCGGAAAACCAAGGAAGAAGCGCAUUGAGUCCCAAUUUCAAGAUAAACGGACUGUCUAUUGCUCAAGAUGUCAUACUUCCGGGCACAACAGGAAAACGUGCAAGAAUCCUUUAUCUUAAGUGCAAUGUUGUCACAUUCUUCCUUAUUGAAACUAUGUUCCAUUGUAUAUCCAUUACAUGUUUUGAAUACUCUUUCUAAAGGUUGUUGCCAACCAAGUUCACAUUUGUAACACUGAUCAUUACUGUGUUGUAAUGGGUAAUAUUACAUGGAAAUUGUUUUCAUCA
Messenger RNA from Vitis vinifera (wine grape), 2915 nucleotides. RefSeq lists its product as uncharacterized. The transcript is spliced from 2 exons. The coding region runs from base 1110 to 2531 and encodes 473 amino acids. Lineage: Eukaryota; Viridiplantae; Streptophyta; Magnoliopsida; Vitales; Vitaceae. The record is from RefSeq and is a predicted model, not a curated record.